This is a messenger RNA of Coturnix japonica (Japanese quail), 1491 nucleotides long. RefSeq names its product acetyl-CoA acetyltransferase 2 (gene ACAT2). The record is from RefSeq and is a predicted model, not a curated record. Gene Ontology annotation, molecular function: acyltransferase activity, transferring groups other than amino-acyl groups. Lineage: Eukaryota; Metazoa; Chordata; Aves; Galliformes; Phasianidae.
CGAUGGGCGGCGCCGGCAACACGCGAGGGGCGGCCCCGGCACCGGUCCCGGCUCCGUGCAGACUCUCGCUGACCAUCGCCGCCGCCAUGAGCGCCGAUCCCAUCGUGUUCGUCGCGGCCGUCCGGACCGCUAUCGGCUCCUUCAACGGCGCGCUGUCCGCGCUGCCCGCACACGAGUUGGCCGCCGCCGUGAUCCGCGAGGCGCUGCGUCGGGCCGGGCUGGGCCCCGAGGAGGUGUCGGAGGUGGUGCUGGGCCAGGUGCUGACCGCAGGUGCUGGCCAGAACCCAGCUCGACAGGCGAGUGUUGGAGCAGGAAUCCCUUACUCUGUGCCGGCAUGGAGCUGUCAAAUGAUCUGUGGGUCUGGCCUGAAGGCGGUCUGUCUGGGGGCGCAGUCCAUAAUGACGGGAGAGUCCAGUAUUGUGGUCGCAGGAGGCAUGGAAAGCAUGAGCAAGGCUCCACAUACAAUUCACAUGCGAGCUGGGGUAAGAAUGGGAGAGGCUUCCUUGCAGGAUACUAUAAUCCAUGAUGGCCUUACAGACGCUUUUUAUCAGUAUCAUAUGGGUAUAACUGCUGAAAAUGUGGCCAAUCAGUGGCAAGUCAGCAGAGGGGAACAAGACCAACUUGCCGUACUGUCACAGAACAGGACAGAGGCAGCACAGAAAGCUGGCUAUUUUGAAAAGGAAAUUGUUCCUGUUCUUGUGCCUUCCAAAAAAGGUCCUAUAGAAGUUAAAACAGAUGAAUACCCUCGACAUGGGAGCAACUUGGAAGCAAUGGCAAAGUUAAAGCCCUGUUUUCUGACCGAUGGAACCGGGACAGUAACAGCAGCUAAUGCUUCAGGUUUAAAUGAUGGAGCUGCAGCUGUGAUACUAAUGAAGAAAUCUGAAGCUGCUAGGAGAGGUCUUAUGCCUAUGGCCCGGAUCGUAUCUUGGGCUCAGACUGGUAUAGAUCCAUCUAUAAUGGGAGUAGGGCCCAUUUCAGCAAUAAAGAAAGCUGUUGAGAAAGCAAGCUGGACUCUGGACCAAGUUGACUGGUUUGAAAUUAAUGAAGCCUUUGCAUCACUCUCGAUUGCAAUAGCAAGAGAACUGAAAGUAAAUCCAGAAAAGAUCAACACCCAAGGUGGAGCUAUUGCUCUUGGCCACCCUCUGGGUGCCUCCGGAUGCCGCAUCCUUGUGACUCUGCUACACGCACUGGAACGAACAGGCGGAAAACGUGGUGUUGCUGCUCUCUGCAUAGGAGGAGGAAUGGGAAUAGCUAUGUGUGUCGAGAGAUGAGCAGCUGCCUCACAGCUUACUACCAACCAACGUAACCUUCUAAUCAUGCAACUUAAUUACAUGUUUUUGUUUUCCCCGCAAUUACAGAGGCUUACUACAAUGCUUUUUGUGCUUGUUCAUCAUUGUCUCAUCAACUACAGAUUCCUGAUUACUACACAGUAGUUUCCACUUCUCAAAAUAAAUUUUUCUGCAAAAAAAUAAAAGAAAAAGCAGCGUUCAA